GAUCAGGGAGCAGUUGAGAUGGAUGGGUGAGUGCACUUCAGCAACCUUUCAUGGAUCAUUUUCAGAUAGUUACAUAGUUUUAGUGACCCGUCUAUGAACCUCAACCAAGAAAGGUCCCCUCCUGGCAAAGGGUGGGAGGGUAUUAAGGAGCCUGACGCAGGUGGCAGAAUUGGCAUUUGGGUCUGGAAGAGAGGAAAGGCAUUGAUGGAAAGGUAGCCCAAGCAUUGCACACUGCUGGAGUGUUGGAGUGCCUUCACUAGGGCACCUUGGAAGCGCCAAGCUCUCUCCAUACAAAAGGAUUUGUUAAAAUACAUAUAUGUGUGUGAAUCAUUAGAUCCUGUUGGACUUUUGGACAAGGAGAUCAACUGAGAUCUGUCUGGGAUCACCCACAAGCCAAAGGUUUGCAGACCUGUUUGAAUUCUUGGCAGAUUGACUUGGAAAAGACUUCUAGGCCUUUGGAGAGGUAAGGCUGACGCGGUUUUGGGGCACCUUUUGGGUGAGAAAUACAUAUAUUAUUUUGGCACUUGGUUGUUAUAUCUUUGAAUCUGACUUCUGGGAACCCUUCUUGACUUGCUUUCUUGGGAGCACCUUUUAAGGAGAUUUAUAUUGUUUUCUUCCUCCAAAAAAAGUUUUAAAUGGAUUAUUAUUAUUAAAUGGAUUAAAUGAGUACCCAGACUGUUGGGGGCAAAUUAGCUUACUUGCUAAUUAGUUUACUUGCUGUUCACCGCUAUGAUCUUUGGAAUAGCGGUAUAUAAAUAAAACAAAUUAUUAUUAUUAUUAUUUCUUUCGACAAUAAAAAUCUAGCAAACGUAAAGGUAGACAUGCUAGUUGGGGAUCCUGGGAGUUGCGAUCCAAACCAGACACUUUCCCAGCUUUUCUGAUCCAAGCUGUGAAUGCUAUAUCAAGUUUCUAAAUAUUCCAACAGAUAGAUUAGAUAGAUAGAUAGAUAGAUAGAUAGAUAGAUAGAUAGAGUUUUUGACAAAGCUGGAAGAGGGGGAUUUGGGGGAUCCCUGGUGCCAAGCCAAAGAGGCACUGUAGCAGUUGACUCUCCUAUCAAGGAGUUUGCUUGGCAGGAUCUGUUCGGAGUAGGUUUGUCCUUGUCUUCCCCCUGAGGAUAAAUAUAAUAGGAUAGGAUAGAAUAAUAGAAUAGAAAAGAAUAAAUAGAAUAUUAUGGUCAUAGACCAGCACACCCCUGAGGCCGAGAGAGUGUGACUUGCCUAAUGCCCCUUUUGUUGUUGUUGCAGGUGUGAGAAAACCAUGGAACAAGACCCCAAUGCCGAGGCGACUGCCGCCGUGGAGCAGCAAGGGUCCUCCGAGGCUCAGGGCUCAGAGGGUACCACAAAACCCCUCACCAAAGCCAUCAGACCGCCCUUCACCUACACGGCCCUGAUCGCGUUGGCCCUGCGGGAGAGCCCCGAAGGCCGGCUCCCUUUGCGCGCCAUCUACCGUGCCAUCACCAGGCGCUUCCCUUACUACCGCUUGGAAGAGAAAGGCUGGCAGAACUGUGUGCGACACAAUCUCAGCCUCAACGAGUGCUUCCUCAAGGUGCCCAUGCCAAGGGGUGAGGGCAAAAGGGGCAACCUGUGGAGCAUCAAUCCGGCUUUCCAAAGCGCCUUCGAGAGGGGCAACUACCGGGGAUGGAGGAGACGUGCCCGGGUACCCCAAGUACCCCCUCCACCACCUCCUUUUCCUUACUACUUCCAUUACCAGCCUCCUAGCCCUCCUCCACCCACCAGAAGGUGACAUUAUUUGUCUAUACCUGGAGAUCUCAGGAUGGAAGAAGGACCAUUGAAAAAGAACAAUCCAGAGAACAACCAGCGCUACACAAAAACCUUACAAUCCUAUACAGAGCACAUCAUUUCUGUCGGUUGUCACAAAAGCCAUGGGUAGAGGAGCAGCACAGGUUAAGCUACAUUUCAGCAGUUGGCAACUGCACCAUGACUGCCUUUGUUUCCUUUGGAAAGGUCUCUCUGGAGGAACCAUACGGUCGUCUUUCACAUGAAAUCCAAGGAGCAAGACCUCAAGAAUUUUGGACCUAGACUGGCUUGAUUUUGGACUGGUUCUGGGUUUGUGCCACCACAGCAUUGCCAACUUUUCGAUCAACCCUCGCUACUAUGCCUCUAAUACUGGGAGAAGGGAGCAUUUUGCCUCCUUCCAGCUGUUGUUGGACUGCAACUCCUAGCAUCCCUCAACAUCAUAGAUGGUGGCAGUACAACAGCAGAGGAUGGUUGCAAAGUUGGCAACCAGAGAAAAAUCAAAGGUGCCCUAUCCUAUUUGGAACAAGCCUCCAGUACAGUUCAAUUUAAAUGUAUAACCAACUGAUACAGCUUUUCUCUAGUACAAUACAAUACUACAAUAGGGAGCUUGACCUGUUGAAUUUCUUCCCAUUCUUUUGCUGCAUAGGAGCACAAGGGCAAAAUAAGAGAAGUGGAUUAAAAUUGGUAACUUGGCAAUAGUGCCUAAACCAUUGUGCCUGACUUUGUUAGAACAACCCUAACUGAUCCUAAAUAAGGAUUGUUUUCAGGUGAUAUACCAUGCUUUGAAUUAAGAGGACCACAUCCUUUGGAGGAAAGUGUUAUGGGAAACGUAUUCAAUGUGAGUUUUAUACUGUUUUGUCUAUUGACCAGGAGCUAAGCGAACCGCCCUGAUCUAUGGAAGGGCGGUAUAAAAAUAAUAAAUUUAUUAUUUAUUAUUUAUUAAAAAUAAGGGAAUUAAGUCUGUGAAAAGCAGCUUGUGAAAGGAACUGCACAAUUUGUGUAUGUUUUGUACAAAGUUUGGAAGAGCCAUUGUGGCUGGUGUUUGGAGCAGUGCCUUUAAUUCUGGCUUUAGCUAUUUCUUUGCAGUUUCAAUUGUGUUAAUUUAGUUUUAUAUAUGUAAUUACACACACAUACAGAGAAAGAGAAAGACAUACAAUAUAUAUAUAUAUAAUUCCCCUUUGUAUGAAACUUUGGACAGAUAAAAUAUUUGCUUGGUGCCAUUGUAGGUUAAGUUGUUCCCUUGGCAUUUUUUGGCUUUUGCAAUGUUGAAAGGGAAGGGAUAAGAGAGAAUUUCAUGUUCAAACAAAUCUGAGAAUCCCAAGGAUUGAUUGGAAAAUAAAAUAUGAAUUGCCAACUUAUUAACCUGGAUUCUGUGCCAUUGCCUUUAACCAAAAUCUGUUUUGUGGACACCAGCAAAGGUAUCUUCUCUGAUUCUUAUCUUAAAAUGAAGUAGAUAAUAUUGCUGGGAGGAAUUAAAUGUUUGUAGGGUUACAUAUAUGACUAUAUAUUCUUAUGCCUUUUGAACUUUCCCUGUUGCGCCACAUUUGUGGCUCUGUUUUUUUAUGGUUACUGGAAAAAUAAAUUGUUUUUUUAAAACAA
Sceloporus undulatus (fence lizard) is the source of this 3356-nucleotide messenger RNA. Its product is annotated as forkhead box protein I2-like. The transcript is spliced from 2 exons. Gene Ontology annotation, molecular function: DNA-binding transcription factor activity, RNA polymerase II-specific; RNA polymerase II cis-regulatory region sequence-specific DNA binding. The coding region runs from base 1258 to 1743 and encodes 161 amino acids. The record is from RefSeq and is a predicted model, not a curated record. NCBI's taxonomy places the organism in Eukaryota, Metazoa, Chordata, Lepidosauria, Squamata, Phrynosomatidae. Gene Ontology annotation, biological process: regulation of transcription by RNA polymerase II; anatomical structure morphogenesis; cell differentiation.